AAAGAAAUUCUACAUGGAGUUAAUGGUCGUCUACCGCCAAAUCAAUUGGUGGCAAUAAUGGGUCCAUCAGGAGCCGGAAAAUCGACGCUCCUGGAUGUUCUAUCUGGGUACAAAAAAACUGGCGUUGAAGGUGCUGUUUAUGUGAAUGGACGGGGAAGAGAUCUCAAUGAGUUUCGCAAAAUGUCUUGUUAUAUAACUCAAGAUGACCGAUUACAGCCUCUCUUAACAGUUCAAGAGAAUAUGGUUGUAGCCGCAGAUUUAAAAUUGGGAACACACGUGCCCAAACACGAAAAAGCAAAUAUCAUAGAGUCAACGCUAACAACUUUAGGUUUAUAUGAGCAUAUAAAUACACGAGCUGGAAGACUAUCAGGUGGUCAAAAAAAGCGUCUAUCAAUCGCUUUAGAACUCAUAUCAAAUCCUGUUGUUAUGUUUUUGGAUGAACCAACUACUGGUUUAGAUUCGUCGUCCUGCCGGCAGGUGGUGGAAUUACUAAGAUCACUAGCCCACCAGGGACGAACGAUAGUCUGCACAGUGCACCAGCCGUCCGCUUCGCUUUUCGCUCUUUUCGACCAGGUUUACGUUCUGGCGGAGGGACGAUGUCUUUAUCAGGGCACCACCGACAUGCUGGUCGAAUACUUGGAUAACUGCGGAGUGCAAUGUCCGCAAUACCACAACCCAGCUGAUUUCGUUAUUGAGUUGGCUUCUGGGGAGCAUGGUAUAGACAAAAUGGACAAAAUGGUGGAAGGAACUGAAAAUGGUAGAUCAUUAGUCUGGUUGAAAAACCACGAACAUCUACCAGAUUUAAAAGCAUUACGGGAAGCAAAUCCUAUCAGGCCCAAGUCUGAUUCCGAUCAGAAUCUAAGUGGACUUCAAGCCACGCCGAUAACGAAUCAACUUAAAGUUCUUUUAAAACGAGGAUUCUUGAAAACGAGGAGAGAUGCGACUAUGACGCAUAUGCGAAUAAUAGUCAACAUCCUGGUGGGCAUAAUGUUGGGAGUACUAUUUAUCCAAGCUGGAAACAAAGGAUCACGUGUCCUGGAUAAUUACAAUUUAUUAUUUUCAAUUCUGAUGCAUCAGAUGAUGAGCCCUAUGAUGUUGAAUAUAUUAACAUUUCCGCAAGAAAUGUCGAUAUUGCAGAAAGAACACUUUAAUCGGUGGUAUUCCUUGAAGGCAUACUAUACGGCUAUCAACAUAGUCGAUUUACCAGUUUCGAUAAUUAGUUGUAUCAUAUUUUCUAUGAUCAUCUAUUUAAUGAGCGCCCAACCAUUAGAGCUAAUUAGAUUUGGAAUGUUUCUGUCGAUUUCCAUGCUGGUAGUUUUUGUGGCUCAAAGUGUCGGAUUGAUGGUCGGUGCUAUUUUUAACGUUGUGAAUGGAACUUUCUUGGGCCCAACAAUCUCGGUUCCAGUUAUGAUGUUCGCAGGAUUUGGGGUCACUCUGCGCGAUCUACCAUCGUGGUUACAUUGGGGUUCCUAUUUGUCAUAUUUGAGAUAUGGUUUAGAAGGUCUAGUGGGUGCCAUAUAUGGAAUGAAUAGACCCACGUUGACUUGCGAGUCAGGAAAAUACUGUCACUACAAAUAUCCACAGAAAUUUUUAAGUGAAAUUUCUAUGCGUGGUGAUCAAUUUUGGAACGACAUCAUCGCCCUAACUUCAAUUUUACUAUUUCUGCGUAUCUUGGCAUACUUCUUGCUGAGAUUCAAACUGAAUGCCGUUCGGUAAAGGAU
This is a messenger RNA of Ctenocephalides felis (cat flea), 1721 nucleotides long. RefSeq names its product ATP-binding cassette sub-family G member 1-like. The record is from RefSeq and is a predicted model, not a curated record. Gene Ontology annotation, cellular component: plasma membrane. Bases 58 to 1716 code for a protein of 552 amino acids. Gene Ontology annotation, molecular function: ATP binding; ATP hydrolysis activity; ABC-type transporter activity. NCBI's taxonomy places the organism in Eukaryota, Metazoa, Arthropoda, Insecta, Siphonaptera, Pulicidae. The transcript is spliced from 9 exons.